AUGUCUUCGGGCUCAGAGAUAUCGCGAACAGAUGGAUUUUUAGGUUCAAAUGACAGAAAUAGAGAGCAAUCCAUGACUCAGACUUUCAAUGGCGAUAAGAAAAAUGAAGCCUCCCAAAGCGAGCAACCGGGGAGGCAGGAAAGGUCUAACAUUAACAACGAGGUACUGAGCUUUAAUGAUAACUAUACGGCAAUUCUGCAAAACCUGGCGAGUGAUAAUUCCCAUUUGUUCUCAAAUACUUUCAGUCAACAAGAUAUGGAUACACCUGGCAUGGCUAUCUAUAAGAAUAACUCUGAAACGGAUAAUACUCGUAACUUAGAACACGGAAAUUCAAAUGAGAAACAAAAUUUAGAUGCGCUUUUGCAUCACUAUCAAACAUUGUUGAGCAAGUCUGUCAAUCCAAACAACUCAACUUUUCAGUUAAAUACAAAUCCGAAUUCAAAUACUGGAACCCCCAGUGCACAUUAUGGAAAUCAUACAAAUGAUAAUGGUGAGACUCACAACAAUAAUAAAAAUGGUACAAACAAAUCAAUCAUAACGGAAUCACCUUGUGACCAUUGCAGGCGAAGGCAAACUAAAUGCGUUAUCGUUCCUAACCUUUCAAAUUGUGUUCAGUGUGAAACAAAGGGUAUCAAAUGUACUUUUUCAGAGCAGCCGCAUAGGGGCUAUAAGCCAAAUGAUAAUGGCAGUAAGCAUGUUAGAACCAAUGACAUUAGUAAUUUGGAGGCACCAUACAAGAAAACUAAGCUGCAAAAUAAUAGUAUCGGAAACGAAAACGUUGUUCAAUACUAUACAGAACUUUUGCAGCAUUUAAAUGAGUCUAUGAGUCAUUCUGCAUCGACAAAUCAUUCAAGAGAUUCGCCAUAUUGCAAACCUGCGGUUAAUUCAAACACAGUCGGUACCAGGCAACCACACGAUCCUCAACAACAGGUACAGCAGUUCUCGUCAUCUCAAUCGCAUGCGCAGUAUCCAAGAUCAUCAUUUUAUGUCGGUGCAACUUCAAUAUAUGAUAUUAAUUUGGUAAACCACAUUAAGUUGGAUCACAUUGAUCAAAUACAAUUGUCACCAUCUGUAUCACUACGAAGAGUUGCUCCAAAUGUGCAGUUCAUAUUAAGAGAUAAUUUUAAUCAGCAACUGUAUAUGAAACAGGAACAAGAGAUUGAUAUGGUUGAAAAACUGAUUUACCCUCAUGGGAAGGUAUUGGUUGAGAUCUUCUUCAAAUUAAUUCAUCCUCACUUCCCAAUUUUGCAUGAACGUGUAUUCUUAGAAAAAUACGCUAGAUCAUACCGAGAGUUAACGGCGCCGUUGUUGGCUUCCGUUUAUUCACUUGCGUUGCAAUGGUGGGAUUUUCAUCCUAAGUUGAUUGGAUUUCCAAAACCAGACGUUGCAUCUCAGCUCAAUGAAAUUGCAUUUAGAACAUUUUUUGACAUGAUUGAAAGACCUAAACUAAGUAUGGUUCAAACAGGCUUGCUUCUUUUACAGUGCAGAAGUGAAUGCUCAAAUAAUUGGGUUUUAAAUUCGGCUGUUGUCGCGCUUUCAGAAGAGUUAGGCUUAGGGGUUGAUUGUCAAGAUUGGAAGCUACCUAGGUGGGAAAGAGGGCUGCGUAGGAGGCUGGCAUGGGCCGUCUGGUGUCAAGAUAAGUGGGUAGCCCUACUGGAGUCUCGUCCUUCUCACCUGAUAUUUGGCAGAAAUUGGAUGGUUAGGAUGCUCUCAGAGGAAGAUUUUCCCAGCAUUUCACCUUCAAUUAGCGAAAGUCAUGAAGCAUCUAGGCCGAACUCUAGUAUGGAAAAUCCGUUAAGUAGUGGUGCCUUAUUUGACAUGUUUCCAGGUAAUGAGGAUUUUGUUGAUGGUACAUUAAUGUUUCAACAAGUGGUAUCUCUUAGUGUGAUUUUGGGUGAAAUCAUGGACACAUUUUAUACAGAAGGAGGUAUGCAGGUGACCUCAAAAAUCGAGCAGGUAUUGAAACUUGCUAAACCUUUACAAUUGAAGUUACGCGAGUGGUAUCAUUCAUUGCCUUCAAAAUUGUCUAUGAACAGAUUUGUUCCUAGGAAAUUUAACCCUAAUGCAACUUUAACAUUGGCGUACUUUGCUGCUGAAAUCACGUUGCACAGAAAAAUCAUAACAACUUUGAAACAAGAUACACCCAAGGAACUUGUGCAGGUUUGUCGAACUGCCGCCAAGACUAGAUUGGUAGCAGCUAUUGAAUUUGUUCGUGACCUAAAAAAUGAACAUAUAAACGCUUUUUGGUACACUUGCUCUACUGGAAAUCUAAUGUUGAUCGGAACAUUUGCAGCUCUGCUGUAUGUUACUUCCAAAACGACAGAUGAAGCAGUGGGAUUUAGAGAUUGUCUUCGUAACUACAUUUGGAUAUUGAAAGUCGGGGCAAAGUCCUUUGAUAAGGCUUCAAAUGCCUUAAACAGAAUUCAUAUUCUUCUCACCCAGAUUCCAGGUUUGUUGACAGAUGAACAACCAAGAGAGUUUAUGCCAAAUAGAUCACAAUCCCCAGCAUAUAAUUCGCAACAAUGGAAAUCUUCUUCUUCUGUAGAUUUGCAGCAAUCACCUCCUAAUCUGAGCCAAUUGAGAAACCUGCCAGCUGAGCUUUUACAGACUUUGACAAACAUACAAGCCCUCUCGCCGCAUGCAAUGGCUAAUAAGAAUUCGCAAUCCACAUCAUCGCCCGGGUAUAGCAACCCACAGCGGUCUGAUACUAAUAGACAUCACUUCAGUUAUAAUAAGGCUGAAAAAUCCAACAAAAAUAUUGAAAGUAGCAGCCCUAGCGUUGGGAAUCUUUCUCCAGAGAAUAUGCACGCAGUGUCUAAAAGAGACCCAAGUACUACGUCAAACUCUGUACCAGAUCGAAUGGACACUACCCACAGUUCCCAAAAUAGUCCCGCAAUAAUAGAUAAAAAUCCUCAAGCUCAAACUCAAGAUCGCGAAACACCUUCUGUGGUUGGUAAUGUCAAGGGUAAACCAAUAACACCACAAAGCGUCAAUGGUGCGAAUGUGAUGAAGGCAUCUCCUCCUUUGGCUAUUCAUGAGAAUAAUCGUGAGCCCACAUCAAAUCAGGGUUCGACUAUAUCACCAGAUUCUGCUCAAGAUAAAGAUGAAUCAAAUACUAGCGAUAGAGAAGAGUGUCUUUCUGCUUUAGGUUCUGGCUCGCUUUCAUCAAAUAAUUCAAAGGAAUCAAAGAUGGAAUCCUGA
Molecule: messenger RNA, 3201 nt
Organism: Zygotorulaspora mrakii
Lineage: Eukaryota; Fungi; Ascomycota; Saccharomycetes; Saccharomycetales; Saccharomycetaceae
Gene: DAL81
Product: Dal81p
Exons: 1
Coding region: 1-3201 (1066 amino acids)
Biological process (GO): DNA-templated transcription
Cellular component (GO): nucleus
Molecular function (GO): DNA-binding transcription factor activity, RNA polymerase II-specific; DNA binding; zinc ion binding
Source: RefSeq, a predicted model, not a curated record